Messenger RNA from Penicillium alfredii, 792 nucleotides. RefSeq lists its product as uncharacterized. NCBI's taxonomy places the organism in Eukaryota, Fungi, Ascomycota, Eurotiomycetes, Eurotiales, Aspergillaceae. The transcript has 3 exons. Gene Ontology annotation, molecular function: nucleic acid binding. The coding region runs from base 1 to 792 and encodes 263 amino acids. The record is from RefSeq and is a predicted model, not a curated record.
AUGGCUGAGCCGGACGACUCCCAGAAGGCAAAUGAGCCCGCCUAUCUUGACAUAGGUACUGAGUUGUCCCAAUAUUUCGAAGCUCAAUCUCAACCCCAAACUCGAAGUCGCAAGCGCAAGCGUGGACAGUCUCCAUCAGAAGAAAGCCACACUCAGCCCCUAAGAGAGGCCAUCCAGUUUGCAGAGAAGAUGCAAUCCAUCCGUUUCGACCCGCCGACACGACGGUACAUCUACUGGACGGAUGCAUCUGUUUAUCGCCGAUGCGCGGCUGGCGCAGUUGUGUGGCUUGCCUCCAUCAGGCCGGAAAAGUGGACGGAAAAAGGCUAUCCUUUCCCCAUUAUCACUGAUUGCUCGGAGCUCGUGGAGGUUUUCGCUAUUGCCACUGCCCUGGAAACUGCCGUGGCCCAUGUCACGAAGCCGAGUCGACUGUUUCAUGAUCGAUAUUUCAUGCAUGUGCAGUCCGCUAUUGAGCAUAUCCAAAAGCUGCGUGAGAUGGGUGCCCGUGUGGGGCUGCAUUUGGUUCCUGGGCACAACGGCGUGGCAGGAAACGAGAGGGCCCAUAACAUGGCCAAGAAAACCGCCCGGAAGCUCGCAUCCCGUCAAAUCCCAAAAUACAUCUACAUUCCAGUUCCUAUACCCGGUCGUCCCACAGGGACCACACCCUCCGUGUCAUGCUCCAAAGUGUCAGAGCCGGAACCCACUCAAGCCCCAGCUCCAAGCUCAACGUCUAGCUCAUCCAGUGUGCCCCGGCAGUUCGAAUUUGCUGGAGUCACCUGGACUGUGACUGGGUGA